Molecule: messenger RNA, 9487 nt
Organism: Biomphalaria glabrata
Lineage: Eukaryota; Metazoa; Mollusca; Gastropoda; Planorbidae
Product: calcium-independent protein kinase C
Exons: 15
Coding region: 208-2397 (729 amino acids)
Biological process (GO): protein phosphorylation
Molecular function (GO): ATP binding; diacylglycerol-dependent serine/threonine kinase activity
Source: RefSeq, a predicted model, not a curated record
CAUUUUCCUGACGGCUGUGCUAAUGCUAAAUUCGUAUUACAACUUCCGUGAUAUUUUUUUUUUUUGCUGUGAUAUUCUAAGUUUUUGGAUUAAAAUUUCUUUGCCAGGCCUCUAAAUGCUUCCAAGCACGGCAGGAUUUGGAUAACUGUUUCCCUCGGACGUCUGCAGAAUUCAGAGAUCAGGCUCGACGGCCUGAGAAGGCCAAAAAUGGUCUUCUUCAACGGUUCUGUGAAAAUAAAAAUAUGUGAGGCGGUGGAUCUGAAACCCACAGACUUCGCGACGAGGCAUCUUUCCACGAAAGAAAGGACCUCUCAGAUGAUUGAGCCGUAUGUCAACAUAGACGUCGACGAAGUGUACGUCGCCAAGACGACCACCAAGCCCAAGAGCGUGAAGCCGCAGUGGAUAUGGAACGAGGAUUUCACUUCGGAAGUUCACAAUGGACAGACAGUAAAUUUGACCGUUUUUCACGACGCUGCUAUUCCCCCGGAUGAAUUUGUGGCUAACUGUAGUAUUUCUUUUGAUGACGUGAAAGGGAAAUCAGAUUUUUGGGUUGAUUUGGAACCCAAUGGAAAGCUUCACAUUAUUAUCGAACUUUGCGGCUCCGCUUCUGAAGCUGCGGAAACGCCGAAAGAAAAAGUGUUCAAAGAGAAGGAAGGAAUGCUCAACAGGAGGCGAGGUGCCAUGCGAAGGCGUGUGCAUCAAGUCAAUGGGCACAAGUUUAUGGCCAUGUUUUUCAGACAGCCAACUUUCUGCUCACUCUGUCGAGACUUCAUCUGGGGCCUUGGCAAACAGGGUUAUCAGUGUCAAGUCUGUACCUGUGUUGUUCACAAGCGAUGCCAUCAACAUAUAGUUACAAAAUGCCCUGGUUCCAGGGAUGGUCCAGCAGAUGAGGUGACUGGAACAAGGUUUAAUAUAAAUGUCCCACACAGAUUUAAUGUUCAUAAUUAUAGGAGGCCAACAUUUUGUGAUCACUGUGGAUCACUUUUAUAUGGAUUAGUAAGGCAGGGAUUACAGUGUGAUGUAUGUAAGAUGAAUAUUCACAAACGAUGCCAGAAAAAUGUUGCCAACAACUGUGGAACAAAUACAAGGGACAUGGCUCAGAUCUUGUCUGAGAUGGGCAUAUCAGGUGACAAGCUUAGGCCCAAGCCCCAGAAAAAGAUGUCAAUAAGUGAGUCCCCAAAUAAAAAUACCCCAAUGCAUGAGAGAUCUUUUUCAUCCCCCAUACCUGUGAUACAAGAUCCAGAUGAAGCAAACUCUGGAGAGGAAGGUGUAAUAGGCAAUACUACUACCAAUGAACACCCAGGGUCGAGAACACGUAGUCCUUCUGGGGACAGGUCUCGAUCUCAGCACAGUCGAAUAAGUCUAAAUGACUUUAACUUUAUCAAAGUUUUAGGAAAAGGAAGUUUUGGAAAGGUGAUGUUGGCUGAACGGAAAGGAUCUGAUGAGGUGUAUGCUGUAAAGGUUUUAAAGAAAGAUGUUAUUAUACAAGAUGAUGAUGUAGAGUGUACAAUGACUGAGAAAAGAAUACUUGCACUUUCUGCCAAGCACCCAUUUUUAACAGCACUGCAUUCAUCUUUUCAAACUAAGGAACGUUUAUUUUUUGUAAUGGAAUAUGUCAAUGGUGGUGAUCUCAUGUUUCAAAUUCAGAGGGCUCGAAAAUUUGAUGAGCCUCGAGCAAGAUUUUAUGCCGCAGAGGUGACAUUAGCACUUAUGUUUCUUCAUAGGCAUGGUAUUAUAUACAGAGAUUUAAAGCUAGACAACAUUUUAUUAGAUGCAGAAGGGCAUUGUAAGAUAGCUGAUUUUGGUAUGUGCAAAGAAGGAAUGACAGAAGGAAAAUUUACUCAAACUUUUUGUGGUACACCAGACUAUAUAGCACCAGAGAUUUUACAAGAGCUUGAAUAUGACGCUAGUGUGGACUGGUGGGCAUUAGGUGUACUUAUGUAUGAAAUGAUGGCUGGACAGCCUCCAUUUGAGGCAGACAAUGAAGAUGAUCUAUUUGAAUCUAUCCUUCAUGAUGAUGUACUAUAUCCUGUCUGGCUUAGCAAGGAGGCAGUUUCUAUACUCAAGGGGUUCAUGACAAAGAAUCCUUCCAGGCGACUCGGCUGUGUUACUUCUCAAGGAGGCGAAAAAGCCAUCCUUAAUCACCCAUUUUUCCAUGAAAAAAUUGAUUGGGAAGCAUUAGAACAACGUAAAGUUAAACCCCCUUUCAAGCCAAAAAUUAAAAACAAAACUGAUGCCAACAACUUUGAUCGCGAUUUCACUUCAGAAGAUCCAGUCUUAACGCCAGUAGAUCCAGCAGUCAUCAAAACUAUCAAUCAAGAUGAAUUCCGAGGUUUCUCGUUUGUGAAUCCUGAGUAUGGCAAGCUGGAAAUGGAGGCCAGUGGUCAAAGCCACUGACCAAGCUAGAUAGGCUGUCACAGCCAUGCUCAUUUGUUUGGACCAUGACUUGCUUGUGGCUGUGUUUUUUUUUAAUUAACCUUUUCAAUUCAUGGAUGGAGUAUUUUCUGUGUUAAUUGUGAAUUCACAAUUUGGUAUGAUUCUUUGAUGAGUAGCCUCCUUUAAAAGGACAGUGAUUUUUUUUUUUUUUUUUUUUACAAUUUUUUCUGACUGUUCUUUUUACAAUUUUUUUGUUUUGAUUUGUAUGUUGGCUAUGAUAAUUCUUAGGUCCACACUCAAUAUAGUUUUGUUGCAUUUAUUGGAAAAAAAAUCAUCCAAUCUUCUUGCACUAUAUGUCCCAUCAUUCACUUUUCAAGUAGUCUGUAGUUUUAUUUGCAUCCAAUCACAGUGAAGUCAUUUAUGUAUUCAUCCAUCCUGAUAAGUGUAUGUAUUUUAUUGUGUGUAUGCACUUGUUGCUGCAGUUAUACCUGAUUAUAUACAUUCAUGUAUAUACAAAUGUGUGUGUCUGUUUUGAUGUAAAGCCUGGAAUGGGUGUUCUUUGUAGCAAUCUUUUUUUUGUUUUGUUUUUAGAUAUUUUUUAAUUCAGUCUUUAACACUGUAAGUAUAUUUAAAGUAAUUGUUGUGAAUGACAAACAAAUUUGGUUUCUAUUAUUCAAAGUUCAAUGUUUCCAAAUGUAUAAGGUUUACAUGGUGUAGUUUUUACUUUCUCUAUGUGAUCCCUAACAUUGGUUUUAAGUUUUCAGAGUAACACCUUGAUAUUUCUGUGUUUAUAGGGAAGAAUCUCAAGAAGUUUCUCUUUCUCUCUCUCUCUUUUAAAGAAUCACUUUUGAUAUGGGAAUGAAACCUAAUUUCAUUAGAUCCAUUUAUAAGGUACAUAUUUUUGUGCUAAUGUUUGAAUUUCUUGACAUUUUAGCUACAAGUUAUCUGCAGCUUAAAAUUACCAAGUAAUUCAUGUACAUUGACAUUUUUUAUUUGAUAAUUUCAUUAGAAGUCCUAACACUAUUAGAGUUUCUCCAGUAUAGAAAUGUUCAAUGAUUUUAUUUAAUUGAUAGAUAGUAUUUAUAAAUGUCACCAACCUGGUAUUAUUUUCAAUUGUCUGUGUGUUUUGUUCAGUAAUAAGCUUCAAAGGCAUAAUAAUAAUAUGACCUGUUUUUACAUAGUGUGCUAAUUCAGUCCCUAGAUGAUGUACCAUUGCCAGUGCAAGAUGGAGAGGUAUUAGCUAAUAAUAAGAUAUUAAAUGAUGUGAUUGCAUCAAGUUUUUCAGUGAUUGAGAUACGUUUGUAAAAUCUCCAAUGGAAUAAAAUUGUUUACAAACUGGUAGGAAUACAACUUUACAUAUUUUUGUCUCAUUAGCUGUGAAUGCUUAUUAAGCUUGUGCAUCCAAUGAAACCCGGUGAUUGGCUUUAUGUGGGCUGGGAGGCAGCUUCCUAGUUCAGAUUCAGGUUUGGACAUUCAUGUUCCUCUAAUAGUUAUGACACAACUAUUUUAAGCAGACAAAUAAUAAUUUCUUUUGUUCUUCUUAAUGAAUCUCUCCUUACAUUUUAUUCUGAAAAAUAUCUUAUUCAAUUUUAUUAAUUUCAGGUUUGUUUGUUUUUUUUUCCUUUUGCAACAUUAGUGUCUAAAAUUAUCCCUGAAUGUUAUUUAGUAACUUAAUUAAUUUACUGCACAUUUUUCAAGAUCUUAGAAAAAUAAAAAAAAUUUUGGUAAUUAAUUUUUCUUAAUCAUUGCAAGUGGGCCUUGUUAAAACAUCUUGGAUGUAAUGAUUAUUCAAAGCUUUCAGUAUUGUUAAUAUUGUAAAUUGUAAGAAAUAAUGAGUCAGUUUAAUAUUUGUUGCUGGAUAGAUAGUCCUUUAUAUUUAUAAUUUUUAGUUUAAAAAAUAGUCAUUAUUGGUAAACUUUCAGAUAUUAGUUCUAGAAAAAAGGAAAGUUGGUGUUUUCAGAAUGAUAAUUCAAAUGGAAUAAUUUAUAGUAUGUUAAUAGCAGGAAGUAAUUAUCCUUAACAUAAUACUCAUAACCUCUAGUUUAAUUGUCUGCAUGUGUUAGCAGAUAAUAAAACAUAAGAAUAAUAAUUUUCAAUCAAGCAAAGCUGCUUGCCAUACAUAUCUAACUUUUGGAAAGUUAAUAGAUUUGUCAGUGAUUUUGUUUAAUGACUGCUUAUUUCUGGUCAACACCAAAUACCUAACAUUAUCUAGCUUGAGAAACAGAUUAACUAGAUUUGUUAUGAUGUGUAAUGAUAUUGGAGUAGUUUCAUUAUCGUGUGUCCAAUGUUUAGUUGGAUUAUCAGACAUGUACAAUAGAGGACUUGCUUAAUUAUGUGUAACUAACAACUAGCUUCAUCUUGAUGCAAACAGAUAAUGACUAGCUUCAUGAUAAUGAUCAUGUGUACAACUAAUGACUAGCUUCAUGAUAAUGAUCAUGUGUACAACUAAUGACUAGCUUCAUGAUAAUGAUCAUGUGUACAACUAAUGACUAGCUUUAUUAUUUACAGCACUAUCAUUAAAAUGUACAACUAAUGACUACUGAUAUGCAUAAUGCUCUAUUAGAAACUUGAAAUUCUUCAUACACAAGAAUAUAAAAGAAAGCCUUUAAGACUGAUAAUAUAGUUUGUUACAGAAGUAUUCAUAACCCAAACAUCAUAAUUAGAGAUUAUUUAUCAUAAUUUGUUUUUAUUUUUAAGUUAAAUCAAGUCCAAAUUUUAAGUUCUUUGAUAUUUUUGAAACUGUACAUUCUAUUUGUACACAAUUGUGCUUAAUGUUUGCUCAAAACCUUGUUUCUCUUUGUAUUCCUAGCUUUCCUCUUCAUCUGAAUGUAAACAAAUGUACAGGUUGGCAAUGCUGAUCAGAAAACUAAAACCUAGAACUGUGUUCACACUAAUCAAUGUGCAAUAAGAGAGCCUGAAGUAGGAGCAUGGUUGACAACUUUGCCUGACUAAUGUGUUGUACUAGACUGUUUGUAUCAGUACUGACACCUCAUUACCUUUUUUGGUUCUAGUCUUUUUGUGUAUUUCCAUCAUCUUUGAUUUUUUUUUUUUUUUUUUUAUUGUUUAUAAAUCAUAGUAAAUUGCUUACUAAGAAAUAGUUGUUUCAUUUGACAUACAAAAAAAAAACAAAACAAAUAAUUUGUUAGUUUUUCUUGCUUCAUACAGCUACUUUAAAAAUAUUUAUAUCUACAUAUUUACAUAUAUAUAUUAUAUAUAUAUAUAUAUAUAUAGUGCAGCAUCUGAAUGGAUUAAAUUAAUGUAUCAGGGACUGUUCAGUCAUCAGGCCAAUGCCAAUCUACUUAGACAUUUGUAUGACAAUGUGACUUGACUGUGAUAUAUCUUAAUUUUACUAUUUUCAAUCUUUGCUCCAGAACUUGCAACCCUCAAUUAUUUUUUUUCCCUCAAGCUCAAUCCCUCAUUUUCAAGAAAUAAACAACUAUACUUUUACAAAAACAUAAUUUGUUAGUUGUUUUUUUUUUUGUUUAAAUCUUUUAAUGAGCAUGUAAAAAUACUUUUUUUUUUUUCAAACUCCACGUUUGGUUUAGUGUUUGUUUGGGUUUUUUUGUUGUUUUUUUUUUUAUUUCUUGUUUGUGAAUGUACACUUUAAAAAAAAAAAUUUCUAACUUUUCACUACAAAAAUCUUUUCAACAAAACACCUGUUUUUCUAUACAUAUCAAAAUUUUAAGCAUUUUUUUAAUCUUCUCUUUCAAAAUGUCAUUUUUAGAAUUGUACUGUAGCUUUCUCAUUUUUUAACAAUCACUUCCUGUCAAGGAAGUAUAGUGUAAUCUUAUUUUUUAUUUCGUCUUAGCAUUGGACUUGAUUCUUAAUUAUGUGAUAAUAUUAAGUUGUGUAAAUAAUCAUGGGAUUUUUGUUUACAUAUACUAGGAGAAAAAAAAAAUCAUCUAUUAAGUAAAAAAAAAUGUAUUUAUUGAUUUCAUUACUGACAUGUAUACAUAUACUCCUCUCUAUUAUUACCUAAUCUUUUUUUUUUUUUUUUGUGUAGAUUUCCAAAUGUAUUUUAUUUGUAGUAAAAUACAUUCUUAUGGAGAAACAGAGCUUUAAAAAACAAUGAUUUUUGCUUGGUGCAUUGCUGAGCAAUCUUGUGUGAACAAAUAAUUAUUUUACUAGCAGUUUUUGUUUUUUUCAAUGUCAAUAAAGUCAAUAUUUGAAUACAACAGCUGUUUGUUGCUGGCAUAUUUAUAGUUGUUUUGAAAGCAAAUGACACAUUUACUGACCUUUUCAGCUUGAAUGUCAUUGGAAUUGUUUUCCCUUGAUAGAGUUGAAAACUCAGCACCUAGUUUAUUAUUAUUAUAUGUAUGAGUGUUUUUUGUGUACAUUUGAUCAUUAGGGCCAAACUGUUGUUGAUCAAAAUAUUUAUAGUUCUUCAUUUUCCUCUGUUUUUUUUUUAGUACAUCCUAUCAUUAGAAUAAUUUGUUUACCAUUCCCUAUGAAUUGUUUUAGAGUACCUUCAGAUUUCUCUUUGAAUACCAUGCUCUCUUUCUGUCAGUUCUCUUUUUGACCAUGUGGAUAAAAUACGCACAAGGCUUAGCAAGAUGAAAGUUUGCAUCAUUUGACUUGCUCUCAUUGCAUUUUGUGUUUUUUUGUUUUGUUUCCUCUCGAAAUACCCCUCCUUUACAUCUCAAAAAAAAAAUAAUAAUAAAAUUUGAACAAACAAAAUAAGGACAUCUGUCAGGCCACUAAGCUUUUUUUAAAAAAACAAAAAACAAAUUAAAUUGCACCAUGCUUAUGACUUAAUGUAUUCUACACAAACUUGUAAGUGUGAUACUUUGUGGCAUCGUACACUGAUUGUGAAGAGUUCAACUUGUGUCCGCUUGACUUCCAUAUUAUUGUAUUGUUUUUAUGUAUGCAAAAAAAAAAUGGUAAUUUCCUGACAUACAAAUUUAGAGGUAUACAUCUUUCACUACAAGCUCCAGAUUAGUUAUAAGUUUUAGUUGUUGUUUUUUCUCUCUUGAAUUUGUUUUUGAAAUGCUAAUCUGCCUACUCUUAGAUCUACACUAAUCAUUUCAAUAUAUUUGUAUGCUCUAUUCAUUAAUACACCUCUGAAAACUACAAAUAUUACCACAAUAUAUUUUUCUAUGAAUGAACAUUGUAAUUUAGAUAUUUAGAUUGUUUUCCUUAAUUUAUGUAUUUUAAAGUUGACUGUAAUUUAGGCCAUAUUUUUUCUCAAGCUUUUUUUUUUUCUAAAUAGAAUGUUUGCAGAUUUGUAACAGCAUGUCCUUAGCUUUCAUUCAGUUGUAUAAUGAAAAACGAAGAAGAAAAAAAUUUAAAUAUUUACAUCCAUGUGAUGAAAAUACUGAGAAUAUUUGGUUGAUUUAAAGUUGCAUUUUUUUUUUAUAUACUACGGAAUUGGUUUUAAAAUUGUUGUUGGUAAUUUUUUUUUAAUGUUAUGAAAAGCCCUAAUAGUAAUUUUCAGCUUUAAAGUAAUAAAAAUUGUCAAAUAUCCUAUCCAUGUUACAAAAACCAAGUUUUUUUUUUUAAAUGAAUUAACAUUUGAAAUCAUCAAAAUUAUAUUUGGUGUAUGCAUAUAGGAAACGAUUGGUAGGCAGGCACCUUUAAAGCUAAUAAUGUUUCAUAUUUACUAGUCCUUGUAAUGAUUGUUUUUUGAUUAGUUGACAAGAAACAUUCAUAAGUACUAGUAUUGUCUCUAAGGUUGUCUCAGUGGUUAGUGUUUGUUAGUGUUUCAACAUGUAGGCAACAUAAGAACAAAGUUAUAAUUUGCAUGCUUGUUACACACUUUUUUUUUUUUAAUAAAAGAAAAGAAACUGUACAUUUUUAUGGUAUUAGAAAUAAAUUAGCAAUUUAAUUUGACUUAUUUGUUAAAUUGAAGUUGAUUUGAUAUUGUAUAUUUUAAUGUUGAUUAAAAAUUAGAACUUUUUGUGGAUAUUUUCAGUGCCAUUAAUAUUUGUAUUUACAUGUUUAUAUUUUAUUAUUACUUUUAAUAUAUUUUUUGUUCAGCAUUUUUAUUAAGUGUAGAAACCACAUUAAAAAAAAAAAAAAUAGGAUACUAAAUGGAAACCACAAGAGUUGAACUCAUUUUUCCAAUUUUUAAAAUAUGAUUCAAUCACAUUUACAAAAUGAGGAUUCUCUUUUAAAUUUAUUCUUUAAAGAAUUAUGACAGAAAACACUAUGCUUUAAAAUUACAGUUUAAUGAAGAUUGACUCUUGCUUUUUUACAUAUAAUUUUUAAAUAACAGUGGCUGAUAGACAAGUACAGUUGAAUAGCCUCUACAUCCCCAUAAACUUGGCCUGAUGUUCACUUUGAAAUGUUCACCUCUCCUCCUCUCUUCAGCACUCCAUGGAUGGUUGAGUGUCUUAACAUUGUGUGUUUUCAUGUAACCACACUUUCCCACCACACAUGCCAGUAGGGAAAACAACUGAUUUGAUUGGUUCGCUUUAUGAUCUCGUCAGUAAUUUGCACAUGUGCGUGCGCAUAUGAAAGUAAAUGUAUGUGUUUUUUUUUGUAUUGUUUUCAACAUUACUAUUGUUAUUACUAUUAUUCAAACUUAUGAUUCAAUUAUUUAUUUUUGAUUGUUAACACAUCUAGAAAGGAAUUUGAGCAUUUUGAUGUUUUACCAUCCAAUAAAUCCUUUUCAAAAAAAUCUAAACAAAAUAUUUUGCCAAUUUUUACCAAUUUUUCUUUUUGGCCAUUUUUUUCUUGUAUGUUCAUGACACCUAAGAGCAAUAUUGUUUGUUUUGUUGGCAGUGUAUUGUUGUAUUCUGACAGUGUGCUGUUCUUUAGACUGUUCUUUAGUUGGCAGUGUAUUGUAUUCUGACAGUGUGCUGUUCUUUAGACUGUUCUUUUGUUGGCAGUGUAUUGUUGUAUUCUGACAGUGUGCUGUUCUUAAGACUGUUCUUUUGUUGACAGUGUACUGAUGUAGCAAGAAAGUUGACUGUUAACAGUGUGUUGUCAUUUGCAGACAGUGCAUUGCUGUUAACAUAGUAAUCUUUGUUGGCAGACUUUGUACUGUUGUUGACAGACAUUUCUAAAUAAGUUGGCAGACAGCGUACUGUUGGUCAGGUGGUUCUGGACAAGCUAGAGCAAUUGAUCAGUAUUUCUAUGUGUAGUUCAUUCAAUAAACAAUACUUGUUCA